Molecule: messenger RNA, 1485 nt
Organism: Trichoderma virens Gv29-8
Lineage: Eukaryota; Fungi; Ascomycota; Sordariomycetes; Hypocreales; Hypocreaceae
Exons: 2
Coding region: 1-1485 (494 amino acids)
Biological process (GO): tripeptide transport; transmembrane transport; allantoate transport
Cellular component (GO): plasma membrane
Molecular function (GO): allantoate transmembrane transporter activity; dipeptide transmembrane transporter activity
Source: RefSeq, a predicted model, not a curated record
AUGGAGACGGGCCCUGAUGCCGCCGUUGCGCGUCGCGUGGUGAAGAAGAUUGAUCGAGUCAUCAUCCCCCUGCUGUUUGUUACUUAUAUGUUCAACUUUAUGGACAAAGUCAUUUUGUCGAGCGCCGCUGUGUUUGGGUUGCGCGAUGAUACGCACCUUAUAGGACAACAGUACAGCUGGGUUAGCAGCAUCUUCUAUUUUGGCUAUCUCAUCUGGGAGUAUCCCACCACUCUCCUCAUCGCCCGGCUCCCUACCGCCAAGUAUCUCACCUUCAACACUCUCGUAUGGGGUGCAGUUGUUGCUCUGACAGCAGCAUGCACCAACUUUGGUGGCCUUAUGGCCGUGCGGUUUCUGCUGGGCAUGGCAGAGGCCACAAUCACCCCGGCCUUUAUGUUCCUGACGUCGACAUGGUAUACUCGAGAUGAGAUGCCGACACGCGUGGGCAUUUGGUUUGCUGGCAACUCCAUUGGAGGCAUCAUAUCCAGCCUGAUUGCCUUCGGCCUGGGGCAUGUCAAGGAUGAUGUGCAUCCGUGGCGGUGGAUGUACAUCACCCUCGGCGUCGCGACGUUUCUCUGGAGCAUCCCCAUGUUCUUCCUUCUCCCAGACAGCAUCUCCAAGGCGAAGUUCCUGACGCCUGAGGAGCGCCAGAUUGCAGCUGAUCGCACGGUCAUUGCCGGCACGGGAACUACCGAAAACACACACUGGAAAUGGGACCAGAUGGUCGAGUGUCUCAUCGACCCAAAGACUUGGCUUAUCUUUCUCAUCGAGCUCGUCGGCCAGAUGCCCAACAGCGGCACCCAGAGCUUCUCGAACAUCAUCAUCGCCUCCUUCAACUUCACCUCGUUGCAGUCCACUCUCAUCAACAUCCCUUACUCGGUGAUAUCAGCAAGUGUUAUUGCGGGCACUGGAUGGCUUGCUGGCCGCUAUCGUACCCUAAACUGUCUGCUCAUCGUCGCUGUCCUCAUCCCCUGUGUUGUCGGUUCCGCUGUUAUCUAUCGCCGCGACAGCGUGCCUCAUGGUGUACAGCUAUUUGCCUACUUUCUCCUUUCUCCUGGCCCCGCGGCAAUGCCCCUAACGAUGGCGCUUGUCCAGUCCAACUACCGUGGUGUCACCAAGAAGAUGACUGUUACGGCUAUGCUAUUCCUAGCGUAUUGUGCCGGCAACAUUUCUGGGCCUCAAUUCUUCCGCGCAGCUGAAGCACCAACAUAUCAGACUGCUUUCAAGACUAUCAUGAUUUGCUACUGCAUUGUUAUUGCCUUGGCUGUGACCUUAAGGUUCUACCUGCAAUGGGUAAAUACGAAGCGUACGAGGGAAGAGGGCUUUGUUGGAAAUGCCGGUGCGGCUGGCGCAGUGGCCGAUGGCAAAGUGUCUGAUGUAUUGGACGGCAAAGAUAUUGCCCAGGCGGUCACAGAGAUUCAACUGAGGCCGGAGGAUUACGAAGAUGUGACGGACUGGAAGACAGUCGGUUUUAGGUAUCGUCUAUAG